This is a messenger RNA of Drosophila nasuta, 3299 nucleotides long. It is a transcript of the gene dsx-c73A, whose product is annotated as doublesex cognate 73A. The record is from RefSeq and is a predicted model, not a curated record. NCBI's taxonomy places the organism in Eukaryota, Metazoa, Arthropoda, Insecta, Diptera, Drosophilidae. The transcript is spliced from 6 exons. Bases 1 to 2559 code for a protein of 852 amino acids.
AUGAUGAUGAUGAAGUCGGGACGGGACGUGCUGAAGAAGGUGUUAACUGCGCCCCUGGCGCUUCUAUUCGUCGCCACCCUCUGCUCGAGCUUGUGUUCCGCUGAAUAUCCGGGCGUCAUUGAGCUCGUUGGCUACAGCAAUCGACGGGCGCGCACUCAUUUCAUGGAGUCCCCCAGUCCGAAUCCCACGCUGACGCCACCUGCGGCCAAGACACGCGCUGACAUCGAGACUGUGAAGCGCAACAUGAAGAAGUACGAUCGUCUGUUGGAGCUGGACACAAAGAACUUGCCGGAGCCACAGAAGGAUAUGCUGGCGCGCAUUGUGGAGCGUGUGGCAAGGUUGAAGGAGACACUCGACAUCGAGGAACAGCAGCUGAUACAACAGGAGGCAACCUCGGCACGCAGCAGCAGCGGCAGCUCAUCCACUCAACAACUGUCCACGGAGGAACUCGAGCAGAGCACGCUGCCAACGACGGGCUACACCGAAACGGAAACCGAUCCCACGCUGUUGCUGGAUGAGACCACGCUGCUGGAGUUGCAGAACACAAUGAACGAACAGGCUGCUCUCCAGGCUGAAGUCACGGCACAGACAACUUUAAUGCGUGAAUUCCCUACGACAACGGAUGCCAUCGAUGUUGGGGAAACAACAGCGCCCGCUUUGACCACGCUCGCUGAGAGCAGCCAGGAGACCGCAAGCGAUGCCAGCGAAGAGGAGUCGACAACCAGCAACGAUUCACUGACCGAUGCCACCGAUGCCGAUGAUCAAUUUGUGGCCGCACGUUCGAACAACAACAUUGCUGCCAUCACAGCAGCCGAUGCGGAUCCCAGCACCAGCACAACACAAAGUGCGGGCAAUCAACGCACGCUGACCACCAUGGGCAAGCUGAAGUUGCGUCCGACGAAGCGUCCUUUCGGUCAUAAGGUUACAGCAGCGCUGAAGCGUCAAGGACAACGUCCCAGCAGCGUGAGUGCAGCAGCAGCCAAUGCAGCAGCAGCCUCAAAGCCUCCCUCACAGACAGCGACAACCAUCAAGCAGAAACAGGGCAGCAACAGCAACAACUAUGCGCAGAAGCAGACAACCAAACAGCAGCAACAGCAGCAGAAGGUAACAGCCGCUGGCAACACGCAACAGCCAGCAACAAUGACAACGGCCAACUCUCAGGCGCCAGCAUUGCCGUUGGAACAGCUUUACACACGCACGCCUCAAGCCAACAUACCUGCAGCAGCAGCAGCAGCCGCCUCCGUGGCAGCAGCAGCAGCAGCAGCAACACCCGCCGCCAGCAGCUAUACGAACAGCAACAGCAACCCAUCGGAAUCGAUAGUCUAUGAUGGUCAUGUGAAUGCCUCGGCGCUUAUUGACAGCCUCAAUACGCAUGCGCGCGAGGAGUACUAUCAACAAAAGCUUGCCGCCAACGGUGGCAGCAGCAGCAGCAGCAUCGGCAACAGUAAUGGCAAUAGCAACAACAAGGAUAAUAAGAAGACGGCGACAGCGAAACCCACCAAAUAUCAUUAUUAUCCGCACAAUCAACACAUCUAUCUGCUGCCCGAAUGCGCCAUACAACAGGUCUGCAAUGCGGUAUAUGUGCGUCUCAACUACACCCAACCACUGUGCGCCUGUCCAUCAAGAUAUCGUGAUCCCUGUUCGGCGAGUCUCAACGAGGAUGAUCAGCACACCACCAAAUUGGUCGGUGAUAAUAAGAAGAAGGCAAUUACGCUGGCUAAAACCUGCGAGGCGACCACAGAAAUGCGCGAAUGCCGCUCCCCCAAGGAUUGGUCGCUGUUGGCGCUGCAAAACACACGCACUGGCAAAUCGCACUAUCUCGUCAUCUGUCGCUGUCCCGAUCACUUCAAAAUGGAGGGACCCAUGGCCCAUGAUCAACCCACAUAUGCCAGCGUUCCCGGAAUCCGUGUCUUUGGCAUGAUGUGCGUCAAACCUGGCUACUCGGUGCGCAAACCUAGCGCACAGCCUCCCAAGCGCUACCAGCUGCAAAAGCCCUUCUAUCGUCCGAGUGUAAAUGGCGGAGGUCUGGGUGCUCAGAAGGAUACCUAUGUGCGUCCGAUCUAUGGAGGCGGCUCUAGUGGAAGCCAAGUGGGCAGCUCGGCCAUCAGUGCCAACUAUCAGCCACAGGAUCAAUCGUUUGCGAACGGCGGCGGCAGCAGCUCCUAUCAGUAUUUGAAUCGUCCAGAGAGCACACACAACACGCAUAGUUCACCCAACUUCCGACCAGAUCAAUUCACCCUAAGCGGUUUCCCCGGCAGCAACUACGGACGCAACAACGAACGACGCGGCGAGGCGCCGCCAAUUGAAGCCGCAGCCGAGGAGCGUGAUGGACAGACGCCCAGCAGCAGCACACAGGCCAGCGAUGAGCUGGAGGCACGCACCACACUCCAAGCGGACUCCAACCUCAAUUCGGAGCUGAGCGAAUCGCCGGCGGAGCUGACGACGUUGCCCGACUCGAGCCGAGUGAAGCGCGCCUUGGAUGCGGCAUUGGAUGACUUUGAGCCCGAGUUUCCCUGGGAUCGUGUGCUGGAGUUCCAACAGACUAUUGUCUGGGAUUAGGUUCGGAACUAGAGUAGUUAAAUUUUUUCUAGCACAAAAUUUUGAAAAGCAAAACACGAAAAUUUUCGGCAAAAAAAAAAUGAAUAACAAACGCACUGUGACUGAAGCAAAAAUGAAGAUCGCAUGAAUUACGAGUCUCGAUUAGCGAGAUCAACUACGACUACGUGAGAGGCGGUUUUACGUUACGUAACGUAGCGUCGCAUCACGUCGCGUAACGUAACGUACUUACAAUUUAGGUAUUAAGACACCCUUAAGCAUUAAGCAUUUGAAAUGGCAUUUUCCGAUCUUCAAGUUGGAUCGUCUCUUUUUAAUUUAAACAUAAUACUCGUACGUAUUUUCUAUUUAUUGAAACAAUUACGAAUUAAUUAAACAAUUACGCGCCCACGUCCCGCCCACACUAAUUGUUUAAUUAAUUUGUUUUGCAUGUAACUCAAGCAUGGCCUCAAUUUAAUAACAUAUUUAUAUACAUAUUGAAACACGACAAAACAACAAUAUUUAGUUUAGUUCCAAGAAAUUCGCAGACAACAAUUAUUUAAAUUAUUGAAGAAAACGAAAAUAUAUUUAGUUGCUUAUUUAUGUUAGACUUAAGCUGCAUUUACUAGUAGUUAAAUAAAUCAAGAAACCAACAAUACAAAAAAUUAUCAAAGUGAAAUCCCUAAUUUGAAAUUGAAAAAACAAUUCAUGAAUUUCUUGCUGUUUACGGCGAAUUCGAAAUGCAAAUGUAAUAAAAAAUUAUUUAU